Messenger RNA from Bactrocera neohumeralis, 1224 nucleotides. It is a transcript of the gene amd, whose product is annotated as 3,4-dihydroxyphenylacetaldehyde synthase 2. Gene Ontology annotation, molecular function: pyridoxal phosphate binding; aromatic-L-amino-acid decarboxylase activity. The record is from RefSeq and is a predicted model, not a curated record. NCBI's taxonomy places the organism in Eukaryota, Metazoa, Arthropoda, Insecta, Diptera, Tephritidae. Gene Ontology annotation, biological process: amino acid metabolic process; catecholamine metabolic process.
AUGAAAUGCCAGAGCAAGCUGAAAACUAUUAUCGGAGAGUUACUCAUAGCUGGCCUUGGCGUACUGGGUUUAAAUUGGGAUUGCAGUCCAGUCUGCACUGAACUUGAAGUAGUUGUUUUGGAUAGGCUUGCUAAAUUUCUUAGAUUACCUCUGCAUUUUCUACACUCUGCGAAAGGUCCUGGCGGUGGUAUAAUUCAGAGUUCAGCAAGUGAAGCGAUUUUACUUGCUGUGACAGCGCGUGAGCAAAUGGUGCAACGAAUGACAAAACGAAUGGAAAUAAGCGAAAGUAUUAUCAGAAGCAAAUUAACUGCAUUUUCCAGCGACCAGAGUAAUAGUUGUAUAGAAAAGUCAGACAAAUUAGACUGUUUGCCGAUCCAAUUGCUCCCCACUGCAGAUGAUUUUGUACUGCGCGCACAACAGUUGGAAGCAGCGAUAAGAGAAGAUUUAUCUCGAGGACUAAUACCCACAAUGUGUAUAGCUGCACUUGAUACAACUGGCACCUGCGCUUAUGAUGACAAAAGCACAACACAAAUCUGUCAGCAUUAUCAAAUUUGGCUGUAUGUGGAUGCAGCAUAUGUAGGCGCUGCUUUGACAUUGGAUGAAUACGCACAUUUGCACGACGGAUUGCAUGAUAUUGAUUCCCUCAAUAUAAAUUUGCACAAAUUACUGAUGGUCAAUUACGAUUGUGCAGUAAUGUGGCCGAAAGAUGCUAGAAAGCUUCAAGUGAACCGCAUCUACUUAGAAAACAAUGAGAAAACUAAUAAGCACGACUUGCCUGGUUUCCGCAAUUGGCAAAUAUCCUUGGGUAGACGUUUUAGGGCACUUAAAAUCUGGAUAGCUUUCCGUACAGUGGGUGCUGAAGGUUUACGUAGACAUUGACAACACCAUCUGAAACUAUCGGCGCGUUUCGAAAAAUAUAUUUUAGUUGAUAAUCGCUUUGAAUUGGUGGCUAAACGCUCACUUGGCAUCGGUUGGUUCAGAGUUAGAGGUAAAUUGGCAACACGGUUAUUGCGACGGCUAUUGGACAGUAAAAGAAUAUAUAUGGUGCAAUCAAUACAUUGUGCAAAGAUUUUCUUGCGUUUUGUUAUAUGUGGUACGAAUACUUAAGAGGAAGACAUUAAUUUUGCCUGGACUGAAAUUCAAAGUGAACUGAGUGGAAUGCGUGUAAUACAGGAAGAAUUGAAAAUACCGGAUGGCAUUGCCAAAUGCAAAAGUACUAUAUGA